CUUCCCAGAUCGAGGCGCAUUGACGUCAAUCGUUGUUUGUGAUUGGUCAUAACCUUUUCCGGUGAGGCAUCCAUCCAUCCGAGGACUGUGAGAAAGCCAGGGUAAACGGAGUAAAACACGUCGACAAACUCAUCGAAGCGACUCAGCAGGUCAGCAUGGCGUCCAGCAGUACGAGCAGUGAAGAAGAGAGGAGCUUGCGGGAGUGUGAGCGCUAUGUGCAGAAGCACAACAUCCAGCAGCUGCUGAAGGACUGCAUUGUGCAGCUGUGCACUAACAGGCCUGAAAGACCCAUGGCUUUUCUCAAAGAGUACUUCGAGAGGCUUGAGAAGGAGGAAGCGAAACAGUUGGUCAGCCAGCAGAAGUCGAGCUCUCGCUCAGACUCCCGUGAAGAUGAGGUUUCUCCUCCCAUGAACCCUGUGGUUAAGGGCCGGCGGCGCCGCGGGGCCAUCAGUGCAGAGGUCUACACUGAGGAAGACGCAGCAUCUUAUGUCAGAAAGGUUAUUCCUAAAGAUUAUAAAACUAUGGCUGCUCUUGCUAAAGCGAUUGAAAAGAAUGUGCUUUUUGCGCAUCUUGACGACAAUGAAAGAAGUGACAUAUUUGACGCCAUGUUCUCAGUCACUUACAUUGCAGGAGAGACUGUGAUUCAACAAGGGGAUGAGGGUGACAAUUUUUAUGUUAUCGACCAAGGUGAAAUGGAUGUGUACGUCAACAAUGAGUGGGUGACCAGUAUUGGAGAGGGUGGCAGUUUUGGUGAGCUGGCUUUGAUCUACGGCACUCCCAGAGCAGCCACUGUCAGAGCAAAGACCAACGUCAAGCUGUGGGGAAUCGACAGAGACAGCUACAGGAGAAUACUCAUGGGAAGUACUCUGAGAAAGAGAAAAAUGUAUGAGGAAUUCCUUAGCAAGGUCUCCAUUUUGGAGUCUCUGGAUAAAUGGGAACGGUUGACAGUUGCUGAUGCCCUCGAGACGGUCCAGUUUGAAGAUGGCCAGAAGAUUGUUGUGCAGGGUCAACCAGGAGAUGAAUUUUUCAUUAUCCUUGAGGGUUCGGCAGCAGUCCUGCAGCGGCGGUCGGAGAAUGAGGAAUUUGUAGAGGUUGGAAGACUUGCACCGUCUGACUACUUUGGUGAGAUCGCUCUGCUCAUGAACCGGCCUCGUGCAGCCACCGUGGUUGCUCGCGGCCCGCUGAAGUGCGUAAAACUGGACCGUCCGCGGUUCGAACGCGUGCUCGGCCCCUGCUCAGAUAUCCUGAAGCGAAACAUACAGCAGUACAACAGCUUCGUGUCUCUGUCGGUCUGAGGCGCACUAGGCUCUUUCCUCCUCUAUUGCAGGGUCCACCAAUGCAAAUCCGCUUUAUUUUCUUACUUUUCUUUAUGCAUUUUCCAACACCCAGGUGCCCAUUCACUUCAGUGUUCUCUCUCUCUCUCUAUCUGUUUUUUCGAUUUGUGCCGUACCCUGUCGCGUUCAUAUCCAUCCUAGAUUUACCAUAAGGCUGAUUGUUAGUUUUGCCUGAGAAACGAGCCAAUCAUUGUGCCACAGAUGCCUGUCAUGUGAACAGAUGUUGAACUAACAAGGUCUGUCAGGAUUGUCUCUUUCCUCCAAAUUGCUUCACGUUUCUGUAUAACAGUGUUUUGAAUGAAAGAAAAUCAGUGGCAGGGUUGACAGUCAUGUAGUGUAUCUAUUCAGUGUGUGAUGAUGUAUCUUAAUUGAGGCAUCGAGUUUCAAAAAUCAGUUUUCUCUCGCUCAUUUCAAGCAUUUGAGUAUAGGGAAGCCAAAGGCAUAAAUCCAUGUGUGUUAUGUUGUUUUAUUGGGGGUACUGAAGUUAAAAUGUCACCAUGUUUAUCGUGGUGAUUAGCUUUGCUCUUUUAUUGUUAUAGCUGCACAUAUAUAGUGUAUGUAAAUGAUUAUAUAUUAGAAGUAAAUGACCAUAACCAUAUUUUUUUGCACAGUUUGACAUCUAUAUACACGUGUGUGUGUGUGUGUGUGUAUGUGUAUAUAUACACAUACACACACACACUUUAUAUGCGCCUGCUGUUUUUCAUUGUGGCAUUUGAUCCCAUUUCAUUGGACUUUUUCCUUUUCUGUUGGAUGUUUUGUUCUCCCUUCAUCCUUCAUGCUACACAUAGGCUUGCACUGGACUCUUAUGUAGAACACAACAAGAUUUUAGACAAAUCUCCUUUUAAAGUUGAAUUUUGUUUAGCAUUUUCUCCCUUCUGAAAUGCCACCUUCUGCAAAUGCUUUUAUUUGUUUGUUUCCCCCACAAAAAGGUGACGUUAUCUUGUAUUCAACAUUGUGUUUAACUACAGAAAAAAAUUACAAAUUUUUGGUUUUGAUUUAAUUGUUAAGAAGAGUUCCAGAAAUGUAAUGGUUAAUGAAAUCUGACCGAGUCUGUGAGGAUCCUUGGUGACCACUUGGUGACCUCUUUAAUCAAGUGAAGAUCCCAUUAGGUUUUCUUUCUCGAUAAGACCUCGAUGUGAACUGUUUUGAAAUCCCAUAUGUCCCCCCCCCCCCCCAUCCCUUUCUUUCUUUCAACAGGGCAGGACUAAGAAAAAUAGUUUUAAAAUGAUCAGUGUCCUUUUUUGAUUGAGAUUUAGAUUAUUCUCCAAAGUCUUAAACAGGGACAGUAUUUACCACUUGUGUUGAGGUCAUGGUGUCUUAGGGUUAGGAUCCAUCAUAGAUCUGCGAUCCACUACUGCCACCAUCUUAAUCUCUUAUCAGAUAUUGUUCUUCGGGUUCUCUGAGUUGUGUUGUAUGAUUUUACUGGGUGGUACAAUAGUGUUAACUGUUGCUGAAGGUAGAUUUUAAUAGUCACACAGAGAAGCUAUUGUAUUAUUUGAAAACAGUUGAUGUGAAUUUUAAAUUAGUGUAUUUUUGUUUUCCACACAUCUUGUGUUAUGUAGUUAUACAGCUGUCCAGCUCCUUUAUACUGCAGACUCAAGCUAAUUUAGGCUUUGAAAAGUGCCUUAUUUCUUUACUUUCAUAGUGCAUAGCCAACAGACACUUCCUUGUAGUUUUUUCCCCUCCCAAUUCAAUUCAUAAUGUCAGCUUGUUACCUGUAUUAUCUGUAAACUACAAUAUUUUUUUUCAUCGGUAUAUACAGAUACCCUUAGCAGUGUCAUUUGUUUAGACUUGAAACUCCAGUAAUUAAGAGUUUAUUUAACUGAACUGUCCCAAAAUUGCUUUGUUAAUUAAAGAAAGGUGCAAGUGAACUGACCUAGAUUUUGUGUUUUUAUCCUCACGGUUUGACUUUGUCCUACUGACCACAUGGAGGAAUUGUUUUCUUUUUACUCUCUGACGCUUGAUUUAAGAGGCUUACUGCAUUGUCUCUGCAGUUUUCUGGGAAAAGAUGCUCAUUCACGGAUUCUGCCCCUUUGGACUGGAUUAUAAUUUCAGAAUCAGUCAAAUCUUGGUGCUGUAGCUUUAAAGACACAAUCUGCACACUUAAGGAUACGUAAAGAGUAGCCUUUGAUUAACCGUUCUACUGUCUUUUCACUGAGUGGUUUAUGCCUUAUGAUGGGGUUGAAUAAAUAAACAUGUUUAAGUUAUUUAUAUAGCCCUUAAUGUAAACUGUGACACCAUUUCUUAGGCAUAAAAUUGCUAAAUGGUGUACUUGUUAUUGCUCAUAUAUGCAUUGCUUUGUUCAUUUAACUUCAUUUGGCAGUGCGGAAUUGAUCAAAUGAACCAUACGUCUUUCCCUGUUUUCUGUAAAAUGCAUAAUUUAAACUUUCUUGUAAUUCACUCCCUUUUAUUAAUAAAUUAAGUGAUUUGUUCCACCUUUAAUUAAAUUUUCUGCUUACCUUUAUUAAGAUUUAUUAACAAUUUAUGGCCCUGUUUCUUGAAGAACAUUCACUGAUACGCUAGAAGUGAGUUUGUAUUACCACCCUUUUUAAGUUUGCUUUUCAUUCCCUGGUUGUGACUGCCAAUGGUGUUUUCUUCUGAAGUUUUCAGUGAAAUUGUGUUCUAGUAUGUACAGAGGAAUUGAUAUAUUUGCUCGUAGGCUUUGCCAUCAAGGCUUAGAGACUCCUGUUCAUCCAUUCUUCAGUUGGUUAAGCCCUCAGCACAGAAAGCUGUAAAAUGUCAGAGGACCAUUUUUCUAUUAUUCUUUUUCUAUAACUGUGUACGGUUUGAUUUCAUUGGAUGUGCUCCAGUUGUAAACCUUUUGGUAUAGAUUGUCCCGAUGGCAGGUCAAGCAAUAAAAUGAUUAAUUCUUGAA
Molecule: messenger RNA, 4209 nt
Organism: Cyprinus carpio (common carp)
Lineage: Eukaryota; Metazoa; Chordata; Actinopteri; Cypriniformes; Cyprinidae
Product: cAMP-dependent protein kinase type I-alpha regulatory subunit
Biological process (GO): regulation of protein phosphorylation
Cellular component (GO): cAMP-dependent protein kinase complex
Molecular function (GO): cAMP-dependent protein kinase regulator activity
Source: RefSeq, a predicted model, not a curated record